Messenger RNA from Amaranthus tricolor (Joseph's coat), 4234 nucleotides. RefSeq names its product squamosa promoter-binding-like protein 1. NCBI's taxonomy places the organism in Eukaryota, Viridiplantae, Streptophyta, Magnoliopsida, Caryophyllales, Amaranthaceae. Gene Ontology annotation, cellular component: nucleus. The record is from RefSeq and is a predicted model, not a curated record. Bases 1015 to 3984 code for a protein of 989 amino acids. Gene Ontology annotation, molecular function: DNA binding; protein binding. The transcript has 10 exons.
CAAUCUAAAACAAUAAUUUUAUAAAUCUAAGAUUAGUGAUUAAAUCAUGCACAACAAAUUUAGUAAUCCUUGAUUUUAGCAAUCAAAAUCUACAAAUCCGAAAAAAAUGAGGAACAAAAAGUAUUUCCUUGUUUACUAGGUCCACUCUUUUCAACUCUCAAGUGAGCAUGGUCAUUUGGUAUGACUUUGGUGGAUAGCCUCCCCACCCCACCACACCCCGCGUCAAGACAAUGGCAUUGUUUGUAGUGGGGGCAAAUUCUCCCUACUUCCAUAGAUUGUUGAUUGCGUUAAUCAUUCUUUCUAAUUCUUUAUUCAAGAUCAAUACUUUAAUUGUACUUAUACAAUUAGAAAAAAUAAAUGCAAAAAACCUAACAAUAUUUUUUCAAACAAGAAAAUAAGGGGAAAGUCUUGUACGACUACUCGUUUUUUGUUGUCUUCUUUUAUAGAGUGGUAUUAUUUCCCUAAUUCCAUGUGCCCUUUUAUUUCUCAACCUUUUUUGACAAAAUUUUCCUUUUGUUCUCUUUUGGGUUUUUGGGUUUUCGCAGAUCUCUGGAUUUUGAAGAGCUAUAGUUCAGGUUUGGUUUAAUAUUCUUGCCUGGAUUGAGUUUUUUUUAUUGGCUCUUGUAUUUGUUUGAUGAAUUUACUGUGAAAGUAUGAUAAAUGUAGUUCUUUUUGGGGGGUUUUUGUUUUCAGUGGUUUUUGUUGAUGAAUUGAUUAUUUGAGCUGCUAAUUUGAUGAUUGGAAUCAAUAUGGUAAAUGAGUUAUUUUGGUUUUGAUCCAUCAUUUUGUUGGUGUAUUGUUUUUUGAUUUAUGCCCAAGGUUGCUAAUUGAUUGGUUGUUAUUUUUGAGGGUUUUUGAUGCUUUCUUAGUUGCUGGAAACAAAGAACUGAUUUGGAUUGGUGAUUUUUAUCUACCCUUUGGAUUUUGGUAGAAAGGAAGCCCCUUUUUGGGUCUUAGGUUGAAAUUGAAAUUGUAUUGGAAAUUGGAUAGUUGUAGGGAUCAAAUUUGCAUGAUAUGGAAGCUAAAUUUGGAGGGAAGACUAAUGGGUAUGGCCCAGUUGUGGCUGAAAUGAAGGCAGUAGGAAAGAGGACUAUAGAAUGGGAUUUAAAUGAUUGGAAAUGGGAUGGUGAUCUUUUUCUUGCCAGUCCAUUGAAUCCCGCGGCUUCGGAUUGUAGAAGUAGGCAGCUUUUUCCCCUCGGGCCAGAAUCUGUAGCAAAUGCUAAUGCCAAUGCCAAUGUCUCUAAUGGUUUGCCGUUUGGUUUCGAAGAAAUUGCUAUGACUAAUGAGAAUGAAAAGAGGGAAAUAGAGAAGAGGAGGAGGGUUGUGGAAGUUCAUGGUGAGGAAUUACAUGAUCAAGUCGGACCACUUGAUUUGAAGUUGGGUGAGCAGGUAUAUCCUAUAGUUGAGGGUGAAGUUGAUAGAAUUGAAGGAAAGAGUGUGAAAAAGAGUAAGUCUGCCGGAAGUUCUCAACCGGUAUGUCAGGUUGAAGGUUGUAGGGUCGAUCUUAGUUGUGGCAAGGACUAUCAUAGACGUCAUAAAGUUUGCGAAGUGCACUCCAAGGCUAGUGAAGCGUUGGUGGGAAACACUAUGCAACGGUUUUGUCAGCAGUGUAGCAGGUUCCACGCUCUACAAGAAUUUGAUGAUGGGAAGAGAAGCUGUCGUAGGCGUCUAGCUGGGCAUAACAAAAGGAGAAGAAAAACACAUGCUGAAACUUCACCUAAUGGUAGCUCUUUGGUUGAUGAAAGGAGUGCUGGCUAUCUAUUGAUUAGUCUGCUGAGAAUAUUAUCCAAUUUGCAUUCAAAUGCUUCAAAUGAGUCAAAAGAUCAGGAUCUGAUUUCUCACCUUUUGAGGAACCUUGCUGACCAAGUUAAUGGAAGCAACAUGUCUGAGUUAUAUAGAGCAUCCCAGAGUUUACUUAAUGCGGGGACCUCUGUUGGGAUGCCAGAAAAGGUCUCUUCAAGAAGUCAAGAAUCGUCUGAAGCUAUACCUUCAGCAGACGCUCAGAUUGGAUUAUUGAUAAGGGAGAAUCAGCAUGACACACGACAGACCCAACCGGCUGCACGACCAGAUGGUCUACGUCCUGCUAGCGGGUCUAUACCAGCAAAAGGAAUUGUGGAAGCGGCCAACCUUAAGAAACAAAACUUCAGUGGCAUUGACUUAAAUAGUGUUUAUACGGACUUGCCAGAAUGGUUAGAAAAUCCAGAAAAAGGACAUGGUUCUGUUGCUUGCGUACUUGGGCCAGAACAACAUUUACUGAAAUUGAGUCCACCUCAAACAAGUGGAUACUCGGAUUCGAAUUCUGGUCGUUCUAGUUCUAGUGGCAGUGAAACGCAGGGCCGCACUGAUCGGAUAGUAUUUAAGCUGUUUGGUAAGGAUCCAAAUGACUUGCCUCAUCUAUUGCGAACACAGAUUCUCGAUUGGUUGUCUCACAGUCCAACAGACAUUGAGGGGUACAUCAGGCCUGGCUGCAUUGUUUUAACAAUAUAUCUCCGCUUGAAUAAUGCCUUAUGGGAGGAGCUUUGCGAUGACAUGAGCUCCAGUUUUGGUAGACUCUUGAGUUUGUCUGAUGAUCCAUUUUGGAAAACCGGAUGGAUCUAUACCAGAGUGCAGCAACGUGCUGCAUUUGUCUGUGACGGUCAUGUCAUACUAGACACACCUUUACCUUUCAAGAACCGCCAGAGUCGAAUUUUAAGCAUCAGUCCCAUUGCGGUUCCUACUUCUGAGACGGUGCAGUUUGUGAUUAAGGGUUUUAAUCUCUCUGGACCAUCCUCCAGGUUACUCUGUGCAAUAGAAGGGAAGUAUUUGGUCGAGGAGAAUUGUUCUGCCUUGGCAGAAGAUACCGACACAGUUGCUGAGCAGGAUGAUGUCCAGUCUCUCGGCUUUUGUAUCUCUAUACCAAAUCUUGUUGGGAGAGGAUUUGUUGAGGUGGAAGAUUAUGGCCUCAAUGGUUGCUUCUUUCCAUUUAUAGUUGCGGAUCCUGAAAUUUGCUCCGAGAUAUGUAUGCUAGAAAGCCUAAUGGAGUAUGUUGGUACAGAAGAGGGUACCGAUGGAGAAUGUAGUACGUUGAAAGCUAGAAAUGACGCCUUAGAUUUUAUACAUGAGAUGGGCUGGUUGUUGCAUAGGACUAACUUAAGUUUGAGGCUAGGCCAAACCAAUCCCUGCUCAGAUCUUUUCCCUUUGGACCGACUAAAGUGGCUGAUACUGUUUUCAAUGGACCACGACUGGUGUGCCGUGCUGAGAAAACUUCUCGACAUUCUAUUCAGUGGAAUUGUAAAUACAAGGGAUCAUGCUUCUGUCGAACAUGCAUUAUCGGAGAUGACCCUGCUCCAUGCUGCCGUUCAAAGAAAUAAAAGGGCCAUGGUGGAGUUUCUGUUAAGAUACACGCCCCAAAAGGUUAGAAAUACAUCAGGUCUGGAACAGAAGCACCCGGAUAAUGGAACACCGGGUAGCUUCUUAUUUAGACCCGAUAUUGCUGGUUCCAAUGGCUUGACCCCUCUGCAUAUAGCUGCUAGUUGUGCUGGUUUUGAUAAUGUGUUGGAUGCGUUGCUUGAAGAUCCUGGAAAGGUUGGUAUUAAAGCUUGGGAAAACGCUCAAGACAGCACAGGAUUGACCGCUAAAGAUUACGCUUGCUUGAGAGGUCAUAACCAAUACAUCAAUUUGUUCCGAAGAAAAAUCAACAAAAAUUCAUCCGGCAAACAUGUGGUGGUCGAUAUCUAUGGAUUUCCCGACUUGGAAUCUAACCGAAAGCAAUCCGAUAUAAUCCAAAAUGCGAAGUUCAAUACCUUAUACACCGAGAACUGCAAACUCUGUGAGGAGAAGGUAGAUUACGGGUUUAAAGGAGCAGCGCUAACAUAUAGGCCAGCAAUUCUCUCACUUGUUACCAUUGCCGUAGUUUGUGUUUGUACGGCACUGCUAUUCAAGAGCAUGCCUCGAGUUUGUUUUGGGCCGUUGAGGUGGGAUUCGUUGAAAUAUGGAGCAAUGUAGGUAGCGAUCAGCUGUAUAGAUUUAAGCGGAUUUCGAUAAUUUAAGACAGUUUAGGGCAGAGGAGCAUGUGUCCCUAAGAAGUGUUUAAGCUAACAUAUUAGUUUUAUGAAAUGUGAAGUUUGUUUUCUUGUGUGGAUUACACAAUGUAUUAUGUAUAUAUAGAGUUUAAAUUUCGCUAUGUAUUUAUGAUGCCAAGAUAAGUAUUAGAUGCAUAAUUUACAUGAAAGUGUUUAUGUAAUGCUAUUAUUUA